CAUUCCAUAAACACAAAAAAAAAAAAAAAAAAAACGGUGGCUUUAGCAACCUUUAAACUUCCCUUAAACCAAACCAAUGCCUCCCAAACCCACCACCAUCGGCAUCAGCACCACCCGGUGGCCCUUCCCACCGGGCACCCGAGUAGAAAUCAGCCCAAAAGACGUCGGAUUCGUGGGCUCCAGGUUCACCGGCACGGUCCUCAAAGCCUACCGAAACAAAUACCUCGUCCAAUACGAGACCCUGGUGGCGGACCUCGACCCCUCCGAGCCCGUGCGCGAGAGCCUCAACGUGUCGCAGCUCCGGCCGGUCCCACCCCGGGAGACGCAGCGGGAGUUCCGGGUGGGGGAUGACGUGGACGCGUACCACAACGAGGGGUGGUGGGAGGGCGUGGUGACAGAGGAGUUGGCGGGUGGGAGGUUGGGGGUUUUCUUCCGGGCGUCCAGGGAGCACAUUGGGUUUCAGAAGGAGGACCUCAGGCUGCACAGGGACUGGGUUCAUGGGAAAUGGGUUCCGCCAUUUGAGCAAGACGAGAAAGUGUCUACUAUGACAGAGGUAAAACCUAUCGAAGCAAAAACAACCCAGGAGAUAUUUAGCAAGGGGGCACUGGUUGAGGUUGGCAGUGAUGAAGAAGGUUUUCAUGGUGCUUGGUUUGCCGGUACCGUUGUUGAAGAAGCAGUGGGAAAGGACAUGUUUCUUGUCCAGUACCAGAGCCUGAGGACAGAUGAUGAUUCAGGCUUUCUAAGAGAAGAGAUUGAUACCCUCCACAUUAGGCCGUAUCCCCCAGAAACUCUUGUUGUUGAUCGUUUCAAUCUUUUUGAAGAAGUUGAUGCUUGGUAUAAUGAUGCUUGGUGGGUCGGUGUGAUUUCUAAGGUUCUUGUUGGCACAAAAUACCGAGUCUACUUUAGGGACAGCAAUGAGGAAAUAGAGUUUCAACACUGUAACCUAAGGCCACACCAGGACUGGAUUGAUGGCAAAUGGGUUAUGGCUUCCCGGGCUCUGGAGUUGUGAUUGCUGGAGAAACUUGGAAAGGCAUCCUUUGUGUACCUGGAUUACUUGCACUUCUUGCUUAACACACUGCUAAUUUUAGUGCCUAUUUGAAGCAUUCCUCAACUUAUUAAACCAAAGCAAAAAGAUCAUGAUGUAAUUAAUUAGAUCUGCUUUUUAAGUUUACUGUUGGAUUAUCUUGGCAUUUGACCAGAUUUACUGUUCAAAAUUGAUUUCUGCAUAUGAAAAGGGCUUCUCUGUUA
Molecule: messenger RNA, 1248 nt
Organism: Alnus glutinosa
Lineage: Eukaryota; Viridiplantae; Streptophyta; Magnoliopsida; Fagales; Betulaceae
Product: protein AGENET DOMAIN (AGD)-CONTAINING P1
Exons: 3
Coding region: 77-1009 (310 amino acids)
Source: RefSeq, a predicted model, not a curated record